Lagopus muta (rock ptarmigan) is the source of this 3917-nucleotide messenger RNA. RefSeq names its product ATPase phospholipid transporting 8B3 (gene ATP8B3). The coding region runs from base 156 to 3917 and encodes 1253 amino acids. Gene Ontology annotation, molecular function: magnesium ion binding; ATP hydrolysis activity; ATP binding. Gene Ontology annotation, cellular component: plasma membrane. NCBI's taxonomy places the organism in Eukaryota, Metazoa, Chordata, Aves, Galliformes, Phasianidae. The record is from RefSeq and is a predicted model, not a curated record. Gene Ontology annotation, biological process: Golgi organization; phospholipid translocation. The transcript has 28 exons.
CCUGCGUGUGGGGCACUCUCCUGCUCUGCCAUCGGGGUGCUGCGGGGUCCCGUGCUGCGGGGUCGGGAUCUCUGUGCUCUGUGCAGGCGCUGAUUCCCAGCUCGCUGUGCUCCUCGGAGAGCCCCGUGUCUGCAGGUCCUGGUAGAGGUGGCAGCAUGGACGGGCAGGACCCAGCCCUGGGCUGUGAGCGUGAGCAGAAGGGGCAGCCAGCUUUCACCUGGGAAGUGCAGGCCAACAACAGAGCCCACCACGAGCAGCUCAGGAAGAAAUCUGCCUUCUGCGUGAGCAAGAAGAAAUACGCGGGCAAUGCCAUUAAGACGGCCAAGUACAACGUCCUCACCUUCCUCCCGCUGAACCUCUACGAGCAGUUCCACCGCAUGGCCAACGUCUACUUUGUCUUCGUCAUCCUCCUGCAGACCUUUCCUGAGAUCUCCACGCUGCCCUGGUACACUCUGCUCUUCCCCCUGAGCUGCCUUCUCACCAUCCGUGCCCUACGGGACCUGAUGGAUGACAUUGGCCGACACCAAAGUGACAGAAACAUCAACAGCAGGCCCUGUGAGAUCCUGUCUGGGGAGAGCUUCCGCUGGCAGAAGUGGCGCGAUGUCUGCGUUGGGGACGUCGUCCGCCUGCACAAGGACAGCCUCGUCCCAGCCGACAUGCUCCUGCUGUGCAGCUCAGAGCCCAGCAGCCUCUGCUACGUGGAGACCUGUGACAUCGAUGGAGAAACAAACCUGAAGUUCAGACAAGCCCUCCUGGUCACCCACCAGGAGCUGACAAGUGAGGAGAGCUUGGCUGCCUUUGAUGGGAGAGUGAGCUGCGAGGAGCCCAACAGCCGCAUGCACAGCUUCACUGGUGUGCUGCAGUGGAGAGGCGAGACGCACGCGCUCGAUGGCGACAGGAUUCUGCUGAGGGGCUGCAAACUCCGCAACACCGACACGUGUUACGGCUUGGUUCUCUAUGCAGGAUCUGAUUCUAAAAUUAUGAGGAACUGUGGAAAGAUCAAGAGGAAGAAAACCAAGCUGGACCGCAUGAUGGACCGCCUGGUGGUCAUGAUCUUUCUGGUGCUGCUGGUCACAUCGCUGUGCCUCGCCAUUGCCUCAGGGUUCUGGGCCAAGAUGUUCCAAGAGAAACACAGCUACCUCGCUGCUCUCUAUAAGCACACGACUCCUGCCAAGCAGGCUUUCUUCAGCUUCUGGGGCUUCACCAUUCUCCUGAGCGUCAUCCUACCCAUGUCCAUGUAUAUCACGUUUGAAUUCAUUUACCUGGUAAACAGCUUUUUCAUCAACUGGGAUUUGGAGAUGUAUUAUGCUGCCAAGGACAUCCCAGCCAAAGCCAGGAGCACCAGCCUCAACGACCAGCUUGGCCAGGUGGAGUACAUCUUCUCGGACAAGACGGGCACCUUGACGCAGAACAUCAUGAGCUUCAAGAAGUGCUGCGUCAACGGGAGCAUCUACGGUAACUUGUGGUGGUGGCAGGUUGGUAGGGAUUGCAGAGUUGGGUUGAGGCCAGGCUUUGGCUGGAGGUCAUUCUGCCAUGGGGAGAAGAUGUUGGAUCCCAACAACGUGGGGCUCCGGGAAGCAGUGCAACAAAACAAGGAUCCGGUGCUGCGGGAGUUCCUGCGGCUGCUGGCCCUCUGCCACACCGUCAUGGUGGAGGAGAGGGGAGACCAACUGGUUUACCAGGCGGCUUCUCCAGAUGAGGAAGCACUGGUGCUGGCAGCCAGGAGCUUGGGUUACGUCUUCCUGUCCCGAACGCAGGACACCAUCACCAUCAGUGAGAUGGGGGUGAAGAGGACGUUCCAAGUGCUGGCCAUGCUGGACUUCAACAGCGAUCGCAAGAGGAUGUCGGUGUUGGUGAGGGACCCACAGGGCACCAUCCGGCUCUACACCAAAGGGGCUGACACUGUGAUCCUGGAGAGGCUGCGGGGUCGGGGACCCAACCAGGACUUCACCGAGAGGGCUCUGGACCACUUUGCAGAGGAGACCCUGAGGACGUUAUGCCUGGCCAGCAAGGAGCUGAGCGAGGCGGAGUACGACGAGUGGAGCAGGAGGCACCGCAUGGCCAGCAUCCUGCUGCAGGGCCGGGCGUGUGAGCUGGACAGGCUGUACGAGGAGAUGGAGCAGGACCUGGAGCUGCUUGGGGUCACAGCCAUUGAGGACAAGUUGCAAGAAGGGGUCCCUGAGACCAUCCAGCUGCUGAAACUGGGCAACAUCAAAGUGUGGGUGCUGACGGGAGACAAACAAGAAACAGCAAUGAAUGUUGGCUAUGCAUGCAAGCUGCUCACGGAUGACAUGGAGAUCCUGGAGGAGAAGGAAGUGAGUGAGAUGCUCGAGGCUUACUGGGCGAGAAACAACAACGUCAGUGGCAGUGACUGUGCCUCACAGCAGCACCCUGAGCCUCUGUGCCACAAGAAGAGAGCUCUUGUCAUCAGCGGGGACUUUGUGGACACAAUCCUGCAGACAGGAGAGGUGCUACAGAAGAAGGGACAGCUGUGGCAGCACCUGGCUUGCCAUGGGACGACGGACCCCCAGGAGCAGGGCAGUGUGGUGGAGAAGGCCUUUGUGGACCUGGCCACCAGCUGCCAGGCUGUCAUCUGCUGCAGGGUCACCCCCAAGCAGAAAGCUCUCAUCGUGCAGCUGGUGAAGAAGCACAAGAAAGCCACCACGCUGGCCAUUGGGGAUGGGGCCAACGAUGUCAACAUGAUCAAAACUGCUGACAUCGGGGUGGGCAUCAGCGGGCUGGAGGGCGUGCAAGCCGUGCAGUGCAGCGACUUCGCCCUGGCGCAGUUCUGCUACCUGCAGCGCCUGCUGCUCGUCCACGGCCGCUGGGCUUACCUCCGCAUCUGCAAGUUCCUCCGCUACUUCUUCUACAAGACCUUUGCUGGCCUCAUGACCCAAAUCUGGUUUGCUUUUCACAGUGGAUUCACAGCCCAGCCUCUCUAUGAAGGCUGGUUCCUUGCUCUCUACAACGUUUUCUACACUGCCUACCCCGUGCUUUCUGUGGGUCUUCUGGAGCAGGACGUGAGUGCCAAGAAGAGCCUGCGGUUCCCUGAGCUCUACACCAUUGGGCAGCAGGACAAGCUCUUCAAUUAUCGUAUUUUCAGCGUGACGCUCCUGCAUGGUGUCAGCACAUCGCUCACCAGCUUCUACAUCGCGCUCUGGGCCUUUGAGGACCACGUUGGCAGCAGGACUGUGGGGGACUACGAGUCCUUCUCCGUCACGGUGGCCACCUCAGCUUUGCUGUCAGUCCUCGUGGAGAUCAUCCUGGACACCAAGUUCUGGACUGCCUUGUCUUUCCUGAUGGUCACAGCCAGCUUGCUGCUCUUCUGCCUCUUCUCCUUCCUGACCCAGAGCAUCGAUGCCUUCAGGAUCGCCCCCGCUGUCUUCUGUUUUCCAGAUGCCACCCAGAACGCUCUGACCGACCCUUACAUCCUGCUGGUGGUCCUGCUGUCCCUGGUGGUGAACACCAUCCCCUCGCUCACCAUCCGCUCGUACAACGCCAUCACAGGCAACACCAGCAUCCAGCAGAAGAUCUGCUGGAAGGCCAGAAGGGAGCCGGAGCCCUCGGUGGAGCUGCGCACCCACGUCCCCCGUGGCUCCUUCCACCGCCGUUCCACCUAUGCCUUCUCCCAUCAGGAGGGCUACGCUGGCCUCAUCACCCGAGGGGAGAGCCUGCGCACCAAGGGCACCCACAGCACCACCAAGGGCACCCAAGGCACCCACAGCACCACCAAGGGCACCCAAGGCACCCACAGCACCACCAAGGGCACCCAAGGCACCCACAGCACCACCAAGGGCACCCAAGGCACCCACAACACCACCAAGGGCACCCAAGGCACCCACAGCACCACCAAGGGCACCCACAGCACCCACAUCACCACCAAGGGCACCCAAGCUGACCUGGCCACGUCCCGCUGA